AUGUUACGUGUGAUGGGGGAGUACAAACCGAAGAUUGAAGUACAAUUUCCAGAAACAACAUUUGCCCUGAAGGGCUCAUCUGUUAAACUGGAAACUUUGACCUCAGAAAGUAAGAUUUUUUUGAUUUUAUUAAAAUUCGGGUCCUAA
Molecule: messenger RNA, 147 nt
Organism: Tinamus guttatus (white-throated tinamou)
Lineage: Eukaryota; Metazoa; Chordata; Aves; Tinamiformes; Tinamidae
Source: RefSeq, a predicted model, not a curated record